This is a messenger RNA of Mytilinidion resinicola, 1470 nucleotides long. RefSeq lists its product as uncharacterized. NCBI's taxonomy places the organism in Eukaryota, Fungi, Ascomycota, Dothideomycetes, Mytilinidiales, Mytilinidiaceae. The coding region runs from base 1 to 1470 and encodes 489 amino acids. The transcript has 3 exons. The record is from RefSeq and is a predicted model, not a curated record.
AUGGCCACAUCGACGCCCAUAUCACCCUCCAUCCUCACCGAAAAGACUACGCGAAUCUCCUCUUGGCUCGAACAGCUCCCGCCAAUGCCCCCCACAAACGAACACUGGCUAAAACGCAAGCGCACCAGCUCAGAGCCCAUAGUUGUACACCAGCUUACCACCAUGUCCGCGGAUCGCGAUGUCAGCCCCAGCAAGCGCCAGCGGCGGAACACAGAUGACUUGCUUCCAGGGCAGAGCGCAUCGGCCGUCGGGUCGAAUGCCCGCCCGCUCACCUCGGGCAAUUCCAACACCUUCAGUCCACCCGGCAGUAGCGUAGGCGCCUCGACGCCACGACACAGAAAUAGCCCAUCGCGCGAGACAAUUGCGGCGCUGAGAGUUGCAUCGCCUCCGAUCACGACGGAGCCGCUGAACGGGGUGGAGUCGGAACCUCCUGUGCGGGUGAUGGCCGUGGUAGCGCGACUCGAGGACGGGCUGGAUCAGGGCUGGAUCAGGGCUGGAUACCCGGAUGGCUCGAGGUGCAACGCAAUUAAAGCUGAUACAGACAUCGGCUUCCAAAGAUUUACGCCUGCCGCCUUCAGCAAGACUGCCACGCGCGACCUCUCUGACCCCGAUCUCGACCCCGCCGUCCGUGCCGAGUUGGAAUACACACUAAAGAAGGUGAGGAAGGUAUUCAGGAAGGCGCUCCAUUGCCAGACGAGGGGCCGCGACGAGAAUGCGUGGUGCGACGACGUGGUUAGGCCGAUGGUGAAGCUGGCGAUCCGGCUGGACGCCAAGGGCAAACUCUGUGUCCAGAGCGUGCAAUCCCAGAACAUCGAACCCGAGUUCCUCUCGCGCGCGGCCGCCGCCGAUGCAUCCGGCAAGCAGCGCGCCCUUGACCAAAAGGCCGAUUACACCCUCUCCUACUCGCACGACGCAUCGCCUUUCGUAUCUCUAUACGCACGCCUUCUCCAGCACGGAAAUCAGUGUGUUAGCCAUACAACCGACGCCUUCACCGAGACCACGGCCGUCUUCUCCGGCAUUGAGGUUAAGCCCUCUAACGGCGUCAAGCUCGAGGCCGAAUACCAGCUUAGCAUAUGGAUGGCGGCGAGUCUGCGCAAGAAGGCGAAGCUGGGACGACGCGCGGGCCUACCUGACACUACCUGCCUUGUAGAGCCGGGCUUCACUGUUGUAGGACAUGAGCUGUAUUUUUAUAUCGCAUAUCUGGAAUCUGAGAAUGGCGAAGCGGUGCGCAUCCUGCAGUUUGGCAAUGCUGCAACAAGUAGUGUCUCGGGCGUUUUCAAACAGCUAAGGAUGUGGCGGAACGUCGUCGAAUAUGGCCUUGACGAGGGGCCGGACGGUUUCUGGGGUGGGUUCCUGAAGUUGGUGUUGGAGAAAUUAGCGAUUGGUGAUGAUGGGAAUACGGCGAAGAAGGGGGGCGCGAAUAGCAAGGGAACCGACGGAGGGUCUGCGAAUCUAGAUAAGGGCCUUUAG